Molecule: messenger RNA, 1056 nt
Organism: Topomyia yanbarensis
Lineage: Eukaryota; Metazoa; Arthropoda; Insecta; Diptera; Culicidae
Exons: 2
Coding region: 1-1056 (351 amino acids)
Source: RefSeq, a predicted model, not a curated record
AUGGCAUCUAGAUGCGGAAAAUUCCAAACUAUUAUUGAAAUGAUGGUGGUGCCCAAAGUACUGGAAGACCAACCAAACGCGCAGAUGAAACCCGAAUCAAUAAAGGUGCCAACCGGACUUACGUUGGCAGAUCCAACGUUUUACAAGAAAAGAGGAGUGGAAAUAUUACUCGGAGCGAGAAUAUUCUCCCAAAUCUUGGGCCCCAGGUGUACUAAACUGGAAACCGGCCCUACCUUUCAAGAAUCAGCACUCGGAUGGCUAGUAGGAGGACUAGUCUCUACGCACAUUAAACCAAAGGCCACCCUAGCAGUAGUAUCUGUGAAAGUGGAAAACCAUGACGAACGUGAUGACGAGCAUCACGAUGAACUAGAUUGCCUAUUCAAGCAAUUUUGGAACCACGAUGCAGUUAGUGCAACUAACUCAAACUCAAAUGAAUGCGAAGAUCAUUUUCGCAUAAACACUACGGUAGGCUCGGAUGGAAAAUUCAUCGUCCGAAUUCCUAUGAACGGAGAGCCCGAACUACUAGGGCUUUCUUAUCAACAAGCUAAAAGACGCCUUCUAUCACUAGAACGACGACUCAUUAUGAACCCUGAUCUGUAUGAAGAAUAUCGAGAAUUCCUUAGAGAAUACCUAGAGUUGGGCCACAUGAAGCUCAUAUCACCAAACGACCUGGCCAAAGUCCAGUACUUCAUACCACACUCCUGCGUAAUAAAAGCAGAGUCCACUUCCACGAAAUUAAGAGUGGUGUUUGAUGCUAGCGCUAAGACAUCAAACAACCGAUCAUUGAACGACCUGCAAAGGUGCGGGCCAGUGAUUCAGCGAGAUUUAUUUGAUCUGCUGCUGGAUUUCAGAUGCCACGACAAGGUGGUAACAGCCGAUAUUGCCAAAAUGUACAGGCAAAUCAACGUCCAUGACGAUGACACGUGGAUGCAAUGCAUCCUGUGGAGAGCACAAACCAAUGAAGAGAUUCAAGCAUACCGCUUGACAACUGUAACGUACGGAGAAGCCGCUUCUUCCUUCCUGGCCUGCCGGGCGCUUUACCAAACAACCUCAUGA